AUGGCGUCUCCUACGGUGGGAAAUAUUAAAACGUGCCAAAACUGUGCUCGCGGUAAAAUCCGAUGUGUCCGAGCCCCCGAUUCUUCGGCAUGCGAUCGAUGCCAACGCCUGGACAAAGAGUGCUAUUUCCGGCCCGCUCGGGCACGCUACAACCCCGUGAAGAAAGGGACACGAGUCGAGGCUCUUGAAGCAAAGGUCGAUCAACUCUUGUCACGGGUAGCUAAUCAACACCAAACUAUACCCGGUGUUUGUGGCAUACCUAAUCCUGAGCCAAAAGCUCACCCCAACCAGGACAAGUCCCAGGAUGUUAUCGACCGUGGAGUUGUGAGUUAUGAUGAUGCGGCCACUAUACUCAACACCUUCCGGCACAAAUUGAUGCCAUAUUUUCCAUUCGUUUUAAUCGCACCCGAAACGACGCUCGAUCAGCUACGAGCAGAGAAGCCAUUUUUGUUGCUGGCUAUUCUCAAGGUCUCAUUAAGCCAAAACACCGCCACUCAGCAGGUAUUUGAAGGAGCUUUCCAGUCGGCUGUGGCUGACCGGAUGAUACUCUCCCAUAAUCCAUCCAUGGACGUGCUACAGGGACUCCUCAUCGCUUUGGCAUGGUCACAACACCAGUCCGAAAACAUGAGAUUCUCUAGCUAUCUUCAUCUUGCUUGGAGUGUCGUUGGGGAUUUACGACUCGACCGAGUGUCAGAAACCCAGUCAUUCUACUCACGGAUGGCCGUGAACAUGGUAGCAUCAGAUUUAUACAGUACCAAACAAUCUGUGAACGACAAAAGAAGAGCUUUGAUUGGAUGCUAUAUCCUAUCUUCAUGUCGGUCGACAGUGUUGCAAAAGGAUCGCAUGAUGACUCGAUUGCCAUAUAUCGAGAAACAAGCUUUUGAACUGCUAUCAAAUGCCGAAACUGCCAGCGAUCGAUACUUGAUACAACUAGUCAGAUUGCAACGAAUCUUCGAGCGGAUCGAUGACGCUGUGGUCAAUACUGCAAGUUCAGUGCGAGAGGCCGAUAUGCAUGGAUUCCAAACCGAGAUCGAUCAAUAUAAGAUGAAACUGUCAACAGAGUUUUCUGACAAUUCUCUCUUACAAUUUGGCUUACACACUUUACAGCUGUUCCUUUGCCAGGCUUGUUUAUUUGAUAAGGAGGAAACACCUAAUCAGCCUGCUUCAUCAAUACCUCGCUCUCAUUCCGAUGCUGGACUUCCACCGCAUCUUCAAAGUGGUCAUCAACGCUUGGACCUAUCCCCCUUUCAGGUGGAGUUUCUCAGUCGUGGUCUCACCGGAGCGAAGAAGUUCUUCGACUUUUUCUUCACAUUCGCCCCGGAAAGCUAUGGAGCAAUCAAUCAUGCGCAAUGGCUACACACAGGCUUCAAUUUGGUUCUGGGCUGCAAACUUGCUGUGAUGGGUGCAGAAUAUGCCCCACGCAGCCAGCAUGUGGGGGAUCUGUGCUCAGCUCUCAAUAUGCGACAAGUGCUGCGGGGAGUGCUUCACCACCUCGCGAGAUUCAGUAAGGAUAGAGUGGAUACAGAAGUGAAGCAGCACUCCAACCACUUCUACGAGGUCUGGAUGGGACAUAUUAUUGAAUGGUUCGAGCAAAAGUAUCACUUAGUGCAACCCGAGGACAGUCCUGCAUCACUUUCCGAAGUACCUCAUGGCGGCCCUGGGCCAUCCACUUUUCCUAGUGCCUCAUCUUUUCAGGACUCUUCCCUCAUGGGUGAAGGUUAUGGCGUCGCACAAGGGGCACCGGUAUAUGGAACUGGUUCAUGGCCGGACUCCCUAUGGGAUAUAAGCACGGAAGAUAUAUUGAGUGGAUACAUGGGUUUUAUGGAUAUGCCUUAUCCCACUCUACAGACAGCCUGGAAAUGA
This is a messenger RNA of Penicillium canescens, 1863 nucleotides long. RefSeq names its product Zn(II)2Cys6 transcription factor. Gene Ontology annotation, molecular function: zinc ion binding; transcription cis-regulatory region binding; DNA-binding transcription factor activity, RNA polymerase II-specific. The record is from RefSeq and is a predicted model, not a curated record. The transcript has 6 exons. NCBI's taxonomy places the organism in Eukaryota, Fungi, Ascomycota, Eurotiomycetes, Eurotiales, Aspergillaceae. Gene Ontology annotation, cellular component: nucleus. Gene Ontology annotation, biological process: regulation of DNA-templated transcription. The coding region runs from base 1 to 1863 and encodes 620 amino acids.